GUGAGAAAGGAUGAGGAGAACUGAAGGAGCCAAGCAGUGCAGGGAAGCCAAAGCAGCUCCAGAGGAAAGAAGCUGGGACUGACGACACAGAUGGAGCGUGACUCUGGAAUACAAAGGGCUGGAUUUACAGGCCCCUAUUAUCAGGAGGGAGACGUCGUUUGAUGAGGAGCUGUCACAGCGUGGAGAUGUACGCUUUUUAUUCCCUUUUAGUCUACAUCUUCUACACUGUCUUCAGGAAGGAGGACGAGGAAGAUGCCUUAGAGGGGGCCUCUAGAGCUUCCCCAGAUGAGCCAGGACCUGUUUCCAUGGAAACAAGGAGAAGAGAUGGCCACGCCCCCAGAACAGGAGAGAAAUCUUUUGCUGGAUUAAGUGAAUCAAGCAGCAGCAGUGAAAGUGAUGAGCUGAGUGAAGAAGAUGAGGAUGAUGGAACAGAUAUCCCUGUAUGCACACCACUGGCGGCAUUUUUGUCCUUUAAACAGGAGGCUGAGAAGAGGAGAGUCUCCCAAGUUCAGAUGGAGGCAACAGCCAAGCUGGCGGAGUCUCCCCUUGUGGCAGUGAUGUCCCACUUGCUAAGCUUUCUGGAGCAGUACUCCCACUUCCAGCAGCUGCAGCAGCAGGCCGACCAGUACAGGGUUCAGCUGAAGAGGCACCGCGUCCAGCACCGCCGUCAGAUGAAGGCUCUGCGGGCCUCCUACCGCCAGCGCAUCAGGGACAAGAACAGCAUCAUAAGUAGCCUGGAGGAGGCCAUCAGUCAGCAGCAGAGUCUGAGCCCAAUGAGUGAGGGUGAGUCCAGCUGUGACGUAGCGACUCCUUCUGGUGUGCACAGUCUGGUGGAGUCUCUCUGUGGGCUGCAGGGUGAGAGGAGUAAACUAAGAGGAGAGCUCCGCCUGCUGCACUCACAGCUGGAGCAAAAAGAAAGAGACAGACAUACCAGAAUAGAGGCCUUUCAGCACCAGAUUGAUGAACUAAAGAGCUGCAUAGAGGAGCGUGAAGAGGAGCUGUCGAGACUGAGAACAGCCACUGGGGCCACAGACUCAGAGAAGCGUGUGCUCUGUCUGUCAGCUGAGAACGAAAGCCUGAAACAGAACCUGAGCAUUACCCAAGGCCUCCUGCAGCAGCUCUCCGCCAUCCCAUCUCAGUCCAGCAACAUGCUCAUCAAGGAGAAUGAGAACCUUCGUGGCAGAGUUCAACAGCUGGAGCUCUCCCUGCAGCAGCGGGCGGAGCAGCUCACACAUCUGGAGAGAAAAAGUGAACAGAGAGAGUGGAGGAGAGGAGAGGAGCUGAGAAAACGCGAAGACAGGGUGCGAGAGCUGGAGCUGGAGCUUAAUAAAGAAAGAGGCAAGGAGCCAGUUGUAAAGUAUGUCACCCAGACAGUGGAGGUGGAAUCUCCAGCCACAGUCAAACAGCUGACCAAAGCCAGGCAGAAGAAUGAGGUUCUGUCUGAAAAGCUGUCCAAUCAGAAUGAGAGGUGCAAACAGCUGGAGGAACAGAUCAGGAAGUCAGAUGAAUAUAGCUGCAACCUGCAGCACAAGAUUGCAGCGUAUGAACGGGAGAUUUGUAAGCUGCGAGAGGAACUGCUGAAGGAGAUUGGCCACUUGGAGGAGAGGAAAGAGGAGGCUGUGAAGGCUGCUGCCAGCUGCUCUGCUGAACACUUCCAGAACCUUCAGGACCAAUUCUUCACUUUGCAGAAGCGUCUUACAGCUCUCCCUCCAACCCUGCGCUCCAUGAAAACAGACUACGCCAGUCUAAGGAGUCAGGUUCGAAACUUCUCUGACUUUUAUGGUGCAGCGAUCAAUGAAGCCAAGAAGCAGAUUUCAGCAGCUAUCAGUGAGAUGUCUGAAGCCAACAAGGAUCUUCUGGAGAAAUACAGGAAAGAGGUGGCCCUGCGCAGGAAGUUACACGAGCAGCUGGUGGAGCUGAAAGGCAACAUCCGUGUGCUCUGCCGGGUGAAGCCUGUGCUGAAGGAGGACCAGCACGAGGAAGGUCAGUCUGUUGUUGUGACGACGGACCCCAACAACGAGUCCUCCGUCACUGUGAUGAGCAAGGGAAAGAGUCGCAGCUUUGAGCUGGACAAGGUCUUCCAGCCUCAUGCCACACAGGAAGAGGUCUUUCAGGAGAUUGAACCUCUUGUGACGUCCUGCAUUGAUGGCUACCAUGUCUGCAUAUUUGCAUAUGGGCAGACAGGCUCUGGAAAAACCUACACCAUGGAGGGCACUGUGGAAAACCCAGGAAUUAACCAGCGAGCUCUGAAACAUCUCUUUAGUGAGAUCGAUGAGAGAAAGGACAUGUGGUCUUACACAGUCACAGUCAGCUCUGUGGAGAUUUACAAUGAGGUGCUGAGAGAUCUGCUGAGUAAGGAUGGGGAGAAGUUGGACAUAAAAAUUAACCCAGAUGGAACCGGACAGCUGCAUGUACCAGGCCUCAGGGUUAUAGAAGUCAGGAACUUUCAUCAUAUUAAGAAGAUUUUAGCUACAGCUCGAAGGAAUAGGAUCACCUUUGGGACCCAGAUGAACCAGCACAGCUCACGUUCCCACGCUCUGCUGUGCGUCACUGUCCAGGGUACUGACCUCGCCUCUGGAUCUAAAACCACAGGUAAGAUGAACCUAGUGGACCUGGCUGGCUCUGAGAGAGUGUGGAAGUCUGGUGCUGAAGGAGAGAGGCUGAAGGAGGCCCAGAACAUCAACCGCUCUCUGCUGUCGCUCGGGGACGUCAUUCAGGCUCUUCGGGGUCGGCAUACUCACAUCCCCUUCAGGAACUCUCGUCUCACGUACUUAUUACAGGACUCCCUGGGUAAAGGCAGCAAGACUGUCAUGGUGGUGCAGGUUUCCGCUCUGGAGAGCAAUGUGGGAGAGACGCUAUGCUCUCUGAAGUUUGCUCAGAAGGUGUGCAAAGUGGAGCUGGGACCAGCAGCCAGGAAAAUCGAAUCAGGUGUAGGGCAGUGCGAUUGAGGAUCCUUGAAGGCAUCACAGAUUCCCGUUACAGUACUUGAGAAAAAGUAUUCACAGCCCUUCAGAUCUUAACGUCGUCAUGUUACAGCCCAAAUAUAUUAUGCAUUUUAUUAGGGUUUUUUUUUUAAUAGACAGUAUAAUUUUAUGCAUUGUUGUGGAAGUUGGUGAAAAAAUGGUUUUAAUUUUUAUUUUCUUUAACAGAUAGAAAUGUGGGUCAGUUUUCUUCCCUUCUAUAAAGUUCUACACUAUAAAGAACCAGUUUCCAUUAAAUUAACGGUGCAAAGCUUUGUGGUAUGCCUUUACCACUUUUGCACAUCUAAAGAGUAAAAAUGUUGGAAAAUGUAUCUUUGCAUAGUAGUUUAAGUCUCACUCAAGUGGAGAAUAUUUAUGAACAUCAGUUUUUUAAGUAAUAUACAGAAGUUACAUUAAACCAUUUGGCUACUGAUUAUGAGACUUCUAAAGGAAAUCAUCAGUCAAGGUUUUAUUUUAUAAAAGUUGGUUGAAUACAAAUGCUUGGCACCUGUUUGAGAUGAUUUAAAGCUUUAAAAUC
This is a messenger RNA of Cyprinodon variegatus (sheepshead minnow), 3498 nucleotides long. Its product is annotated as kinesin-like protein KIFC3. Gene Ontology annotation, molecular function: ATP binding; microtubule motor activity; microtubule binding. NCBI's taxonomy places the organism in Eukaryota, Metazoa, Chordata, Actinopteri, Cyprinodontiformes, Cyprinodontidae. The transcript has 20 exons. The coding region runs from base 162 to 2948 and encodes 928 amino acids. Gene Ontology annotation, biological process: microtubule-based movement. The record is from RefSeq and is a predicted model, not a curated record.